Molecule: messenger RNA, 3841 nt
Organism: Dioscorea cayenensis subsp. rotundata (Guinea yam)
Lineage: Eukaryota; Viridiplantae; Streptophyta; Magnoliopsida; Dioscoreales; Dioscoreaceae
Product: putative disease resistance protein RGA3
Exons: 2
Biological process (GO): defense response to other organism
Molecular function (GO): protein binding; ADP binding
Source: RefSeq, a predicted model, not a curated record
UCAACGGUCAAUGCCUUCCAAGGAAUAUUACAAAGAGCAGAGGAAGUUAAGGAAGGAAACUAAUCACCUCUCGUUCACCGGACACAAUGGCCGGAGUUUUCUCGAACGCCUUGGAGAUGAUCAAGGAGUUAUCCACGCCUCAUGCCCUUCAAUAUCUGGAACCCAUUUGGAGCAGAGUUGAUGAGCAGCUUCAAAAGCUCCAGUACUCCUUACUGCUUAUCCAACCGCUUAUUGAAGAUGCAGAGGCGAGGCAGUUGACGGACAAAGCUGCAAGGCGCUGGCUUGUGCGGCUCAAAGAUGCCGUCUAUGACGCGGAAGACAUUCUUGACGAGGCCAAGACGCAUGAACUACUCAUCCAGCGCAAGGCACAGCUUUAUAGUCACCCAAGAAGCAAGGUGCGCGAAUUCUUUUCUCUUGAUCAUAACCCACUCUUGUUUAAACUUCAGCUGGUGAAGAAGCUCAGAAAUGUCAAUGAGAGAAUAAAUGAGCUCAUUGAGGAGAUGGACAAGUUCAAACUCAGGGUUGUUGAAAACAACAGCAAACCUUUGUGGAACAGGCCUCAAACCUACUCAUAUGUGCAUGAAUCACGAGUUUUUCUUGGUAGAGAUGAAGAUAAAGAGAAGUUAGUGCAGAUGCUGAUCUGUGAUAGUUUUGAUGAGAAAGUGGCUGUGGUUUCUAUAGUCGGCAUGGGUGGUCUGGGUAAGACGACACUUGCUCAGUUGAUCUACAAUGAUGAAGAAGUCCAGAAGCAUUUUGAACUGCAUAUAUGGGUAUGUGUUUCUGACGAUUUUGAUGUGCCAAAGCUUGCUGGAAAGAUCAUACAUACAGCUUCUGGGGAAAAGUGUGAUCAUACAAACAUGGAGGUGUUGCAACAGAGGCUGCGAAAAGAAUUGGGGCAGAAGAGAUUUUUGCUGGUAUUAGAUGAUGUAUGGAAUGAAGAUUUCCAAAAGUGGGAUGCUCUUAGAAACUUGUUGCUCGAUGGAGAAAAAGGAAGCAGAAUUCUUAUGACCACACGCAAUGGAAAAUGCUCUUGAGUGAUGGGUGCACAAAAUCCUUAUAUUCUGAGCGGAUUAUCAGAAGAAAGCUCUUGGGAUUUAUUUGAACGGAAAGCAUUUGCUAGAGGUGCACAGAGGCCACCAAAAUUGGUGCAGAUUGGUCAAGAGAUUGUCAAGAAAUGUCAGGGAUUACCACUCGCUAUAGAAGUAUUGGGGUGUAUUAUGCAUUACAAGAGCGAAGAAGGUGAAUGGCAGGCCGUGUUGCAAAAUAUUGAAACAUGGAAGUUACAACAUACGAAAAAUGAAAUCAUGCCAGAGCUGUGGCUAAGCUAUGUUGAUUUGCCUACUCAUUUAAAAAAAUGUUUUGCCUUUUGUGCCAUAUACCCAAAGGAUCAUGUUAUUGAGGAAGUGGAGCUGAUUCAGUUAUGGAUGGCUUAUGGGUUUCUUGCAUCUCAAAAAGGAAACGAUAUGGAAGUUGAAGGGCUAGAGAUUUUCACAGAGUUGAUAAGACGAUCUCUUUUACAAAAAAAGGUUUUCACGAAGUUUAGAAGGCGAUCGCAUUUACGAAACAAGGUGUAUUAUCAUUCAAGUGAAACGGUCUGUACGAUGCAUGAUCUCAUUCAUGAUCUAGCGCACUUUGUUUUGGAGAAUGAAUGCUUCACAUCGUUGAACAGCAGUGCAGCCCCUGAAAUCCCAAUACGGCCACAUCAUUUGAAUUUAUAUUCUGAUAAAAAUUAUAAUCAGGCUGAUUGCUCCAUCAUCCGUACUGUGCUAAAGUUUAAAACAGACUUAAGUGUGUUGUCAAGGCUGAAGUAUGUCAGAGUGCUCGACUUGAGUGAUACACACAUUAAUGAGUUGCCUGCAUCAAUAGAGCAUUUGCACCAUCUAAGAUUCCUCGAUCUUUCUUAUACUAAAAUAAGGAAACUACCGGAAUCCAUUUGUAUGUUGGUUAAUCUACAGACAUUGAAACUCUAUGGUUGUUAUAAACUUUCAGAGCUUCCCAAGAGCAUAACAUACAUGAACAGUCUUAGACACCUUAUUUUUAAUCAUCUAGAUUUCAAGGCAUUAUCUGCUGGUUUGAGUCAAUUACAGAACUUGAACACAUUAACACGAUAUACUGUGGGAGAUGAAGCAGAGAACAACAUAGGGCAAUUAAGGUCAUUGAAUCCCUUUGGUGAACUUGCUUUGUAUAACCUCCAGAAGGUGAAGAAUGCUGAGGAUGCUAGAAAAGCUGAUAUGGGUAACAAACAACUUAUUCAGAUAUUAACAUUAAAUUGGAUAAAUUCUUAUUGGGAUCAUCAUGGCGAAUAUUGUUUAAUGGAAAAUGCGGAGGACGUGUUGGAAGCGUUGAAACCUCCCAGUGGAGUAAAACAACUUACAAUUAGUUAUUAUCCAGGCAAACAAUUUCCAAUGUGGACGGGAGAAAUGCAACAAUUCCAAUAUCUACAUAGCAUCGAACUAUCUGAAUGUAGAGAAUGUGAACAACUCCCUCCACUUGAGACAUUACCCAAUCUUGCGGAUCUGAGUAUCAGUGACAUGGAUGGCAUCAGACACAUUGUUAACAACAGCAGAGGCAAUGCGCUGCAAUCAUUCCCUGCAUUAAAGGGGUUGAUUUUAUAUAGAAUGAAGAACUUAGAGGGGUGGUGUGUGGAGGAGGGUAGAGAAGCAAAUCAGUCCUUGUUUCCAUGCCUCAUUCGGAUGGAUAUUGGAAGAUGUCCCAAGUUGACAACCAUGCCACCCAUUCCAACUCUCCAGGAAUUAUAUAUGGUGCGAUCAUUCCGUAAGACACAAAUCUCUCUCGUGUCCAAGGAAAGAAGGUUCUUCAAGCAUUUGAAAUCUCUUCGGAGAUUAGGGAUAAAUUCUUGCACUGAGGAGUUGGUUUUGUUGCUAGCAGAUGAAGAGGAGACAAGAGCCAUGAAGUCAACACUUGAGAGUUUAGAUAUUGGCAAUUGCAAUCAGCUAUCAUUGACAUUAGUUUUGCAGAACCUUCCAUCUCUAAGACAACUAAAGGUGGAGUCGCUUGAAAAGCUGGUGUCCUGGCCUGACAAGAUACAAAGUUUGAAGUUCCUCAAUGAUCUGACAAUUAGUUCUUGUAGGUAUUUUACUGGUGUAUCAUCACAGGGUGACUCUGGUCCACCGUUUCUGAAGAGCCUUCGUGUUUCUGGCAGUGAUGCCCUGAGAGAAUUACCCACUUGCCCCACAUCACUCCAGUACUUGAAAAUUGACAAUUGUCGAGGCAUGGAGUCUUUGGGCCCAGAAAUGGGACACCUUACUUCACUAUCCAGAUUAGAAUUAUCUAGAUGUCCAAAGCUGAAGUCAUUCCCAGAAGGCCUGCAACAACUUCUUCCUACUCUAAAAUCACUAGAAAUCAAAGGAUGCCCAGACCUAGAGAGGUUGUGCAAGCCUGGAGGAGACUAUUACAACAUUCUCUCUACCAUCUCAUAUAAACAAAUAGGAAAAGAAUCAGAGUCAGAAUCUGAGCCAGAAGAGAUAAUUCAAGUUCCUAAUGAGAUUAGUACUGGUGCCAAACAAGCUUUCAAGUGCAUCACCACAAAUCGGUUCCUUGUAUCAGCGAUUUUGAUUUGUGCUAUUGCUUAUUUCAUAAAUUUUCUUUUCAACCAACUUGAUAGCCAGAAUGAGGAAGGGCUUUGGUAUAUCCCGCCAACAUGAGGACAAAAAGCACAAGGAGUCUGAAAUCAGAAUGAAAAGGAAGCAUAUCAUUUCCAAAUACCAAUUCAAUUAGCAAGUUUAAUUCUUGGUGUCCUAUUUGUGAAUAUUUAUGUUCUUUAUAUUAUUUCCUGGAAAUGAACCAAUAGUCCAAUGAAAGCACCCAAAAUCUCAAUGGG